Molecule: messenger RNA, 1604 nt
Organism: Podarcis raffonei (Aeolian wall lizard)
Lineage: Eukaryota; Metazoa; Chordata; Lepidosauria; Squamata; Lacertidae
Product: protein mono-ADP-ribosyltransferase PARP12-like
Exons: 8
Coding region: 451-1395 (314 amino acids)
Molecular function (GO): NAD+ poly-ADP-ribosyltransferase activity
Source: RefSeq, a predicted model, not a curated record
CUGGGCUGAUUAGAGGGCAGUUGAGCUGGAAGGAGAUCCAUGGAAAGUCAAGGCUAGAAGUUUCUCCUGAUUGAGAUUUCUGUUGUUGUUCUCCUUUGUAGCUUUUUUAAUUAUUGCUCUUUUUAAAAAAUAUUACUCUGCCUUGAAUCCUACCUGACUUGGUCUCCUGUUGAAUUGGCUUUGGACUAUAAAUAUGACUCAAUUGUAACAGGAUUGUUUUCACACAAGAGGGGCAAGGAUAACAAGUCUUUUCCCCCCUGCUGGCUUUCCUGUGAGAUGCGCCGCAGAAAUUCUCUGGCAAAGACUGAAAAAGGUUAAAGCUUGGAAUCAUUGUUCCCCAGCUGGUCUUUCGCUUUCCCAUGCUUAUUGAAGUGGGGGAGGUCUUCCAAAGAGGACUAGCUUCAGAUGAAACAACAGACCCAUCCCUGAACACUCUUAGACUCCAUUGUCAUGCUCUUAGACUCCAUUGUCAGAAUAGAAUUCAUCUGGUAUUGGUUGGAUGAAGCUGACAGGUGGAUUGAGUAUGGGAAAAAGCAUUUGGAGCACUGUGCUGCCACAGUAUCAUCAGAAGAAUUGGAGGCUGCUUACCAGGCAGACCACAGAGGCGUUGUCUUCUUCCAUGCUGGUACUCAGCUGUAUGAAGUAAAUUUCCAAGAGAUGUUCCAGAGAAACCUGUACUACCGAACCCGGAGAAGAGUCUGCAGGUGGCCCAAGCUUGUGCUCUUUGGAGGAGGACGUGACAAUGAGAUGGGUCGUUUUGAGUCUUCUCUUCCCACCCCCUUGUUUCCUUCAAGCUGGGACCAAUCAGCAUUGCCUAAUGUAGGCUAUAAGCUGGUGGAGAUCUCUGAUUCUGCUGAAGAAUACAAUGAAAUUAAGGAACUCUUUCAGAAGACCAUGGAGGGUUAUGUUAUCCACCGACUCCAAAGGAUUCAGAACCCGUCUCUUUGGCAAGUCUUCCAGUGGCAGAAAGAGCAGAUGAAGAAGAUGAAUGGGGGGGACAAGGUAGACGAGAGGUUAUUGUUCCAUGGCACCAGCAAACACCAUUUGCAUGACAUCUGUGGGCAGAACUUUGACUGGAGAAUCUGUGGCACCCAUGGGACUCUCUAUGGAAAAGGAAGUUAUUUUGCCAGAGACGCCAGUUACUCACAUGCAUAUUGCCAAUCGGAUACCCACAUCAGGAGCAUGUUUGUAGCUAAAGUUCUGGUUGGAGAUUAUGUUCAAGGAAAUCCUGCUUACCUCCGCCCUCCAUCGAGAUCUAACCAAUCGAACAACUUUUAUGAUAGCUGUGUGGACAACGUUCUUGAUCCUUCUAUUUUUGUCAUCUUUGAGAAGUAUCAGAUUUACCCAGCGUACAUAUUUGAGUAUCAGCCAGUGUCCCAUUGUGUGGUCAUGUAAAGGGCAGCAAUCUUCCUCUCCUCCUCCUCCUCCAAACAUGGACUUGAAAUCCUUUUUUAUAUAUCUAAAACUUUAACAAUUUCUUAUUUAAAAGGCUACUGUGACUUAUUUUACUUCUGCAUAUUAAAAACGUUAAAUGUUACAAGUGAACAACCCAUAUUCUUAGCUGGAUUGUAGGCAUUGCUUAAAGGUUACUGGAGCUGAAAGGU